Messenger RNA from Aspergillus pseudoviridinutans, 1317 nucleotides. RefSeq names its product putative O-methyltransferase. The transcript is spliced from 2 exons. NCBI's taxonomy places the organism in Eukaryota, Fungi, Ascomycota, Eurotiomycetes, Eurotiales, Aspergillaceae. The coding region runs from base 1 to 1317 and encodes 438 amino acids. The record is from RefSeq and is a predicted model, not a curated record. Gene Ontology annotation, molecular function: O-methyltransferase activity.
AUGUCUGUUCAGGUCGAUAUCCAGCCUACGCUUGCCCAUUUGGCGGGCAUUAUAACUGCUUCCGUGAGCACCUUGGAGCAACUGCCGGCAUCUAAGUCCCUCCAUGAGACACGAUCUGAGGAUGCGCUCGACGCUCGGAGUGUUCUUCUCAACGCCUGCCAGCAGGUGAUUCGCAAGGUGAUGGGGCCGACGGAGGUUUUAAAAAACAUGGCGUUGAUCGUAAGUCCCAGUUUGAUCCAUUCUGCAGAGAACAGAUUGUUCAUCGAGUCUCCCCAGGAAAAGCACAAUUUGGCCUCCUUGAGGAUCAUAAACCACUACCGGAUCUUCGACAUGGUUCCUCAGGACGAUGAUAGGAGCACUCCAGUAACUGAAAUCGCAGCUAAAUGCCAUAUUCCAUCCGACAUCCUUCUGCGCAUCCUCCGCCAGGCAAUGACGUACGGCCUGUUUUGGGAACCUUCGGUUGGCAUGAUAGCGCACACAGAACUGUCAAAAGAGAUGAUCCGUCUCUCGCCGCUGCUCUCGUACCAGCUGGAGGUCUGCUUGCCAUCCUCCUUGAGAUUACCCGAUUGGUUAAAGGCUGCCCAAGCCGGGAAGCCAGAUAGCGAGUAUAAGAGUGCCUUUCAAAUCGCACAUGCAACAACGGACACCUGGUGGUCAUAUGCUGAAAAACGCCCGGACCUGAUUCAGAAAUAUGGUUUGUAUAUGGCGCUCAUCACUAAUGGUGGCCCGCAUGACGUUAGUCAUGUUGUGAGUGGAUUCGCAUGGGGAGAUCUGGAGGAGGAUGCCGUGGUGAUCGAUGUCGGAGGAGCGGACGGCUUCGUCGGUAUUGCUCUUGCCCAGGCAUAUCCCAACCUCACCGUGUUUGUACAAGACAGUAUCAAUCUCAAAGAAGGGGCGGACGCGAAGAUUCCCCCAGCUUUGAAGUCGAGGGUGUUUUUCCAACCACACUCGUUCUUUGAACCGCAAUCUCGCCUCGCCGGGAUGGCUGAUGUCUUGCUGCUCCGGCAUAUUCUCCAUGACUGGGAUGAUAAUGACUGUCUGGUAAUUUUGCGCCAUCUUGCUGCCGUCUUGCAACCCGGAGCUUCCAUCAUCGUGGCAGAGCAGGUGCUGGGCCAACCGGGGACCUAUGACUGGCAGACGGAACGGGUCAUGCGGGCGCUGGAUAUGCAGAUGAUGACGCAGUUUGGAAGCAAAGAGCGAACAUUUGAUGACUGGGAGAAGCUAUUCCAGGCCGCAGAUCCGACAUUGCAAGUGGUAGGGAUGGUUCAGCCUGCGGGAAGUGCGGACACACUGAUGGAGUUGAAGAAAGUUGUUUAA